Pseudocercospora fijiensis CIRAD86 is the source of this 1487-nucleotide messenger RNA. RefSeq lists its product as uncharacterized. The coding region runs from base 99 to 539 and encodes 146 amino acids. Gene Ontology annotation, cellular component: TRAPP complex. The transcript is spliced from 4 exons. Gene Ontology annotation, biological process: endoplasmic reticulum to Golgi vesicle-mediated transport. Lineage: Eukaryota; Fungi; Ascomycota; Dothideomycetes; Mycosphaerellales; Mycosphaerellaceae. The record is from RefSeq and is a predicted model, not a curated record.
UUCCAGUUCAAUUGACAGCACAGCCUGUGGGCCUGAAACACGCGUCGGCAUAACAGGUCUUCCUACGCGUCCGUCUCUGCCUCGCGAUCGUACACGAUAUGGUUGUCUUCGCGUUACUCAUAAUCAACAAAGCUGGUGGUCUCAUAUACAACCGGACAUUUGCUCCCGGAUUACAAAAGCUGGACUCGAAUGACUACCUGAUCCUCGCCGGUACCUUCCAUGGAAUACACGCAAUAUCACGGAGCAUUAAUCCGGCUCCGCCAGUUCAGCCGUUACCUGGAAAUAGGAGACCUUUCACUACCGGAAUCGAGAGUCUAGAGAGCAGUCAUUUCAGACUGACGUGUUUCCAAACUCCGACAGGUGUCAAGUUCCUGCUUUUUACGAGCCCGGAGCAGCCGAAUACCGACUUGGUUGUGCGGCGCUGCUAUGAGAUCUAUGGCGACUUUGUUAUGAAGAAUCCAUUCUAUAGCAUGGAGAUGCCCAUCCGUGUGGACAAGUUCGAUCGGGCAUUGGGUGGCUAUCUGGUCAGGCCGUCAUGAAGCAUGUCGCCCAGAGACAUGAAUUUGAGCUUUCGAGACGCCAUCCAUCCGCCAGGGUCAAAUAGGUCACGGUUGAGAGCAGCACACUGCCUGAGACGAAGGCACUGCGUAGCAAUAGCGCAUGUUCUGCGAGGUCACAACGGCCGACACGGUUACAGCUAUCAAACAGCAGCUAUCGAGCAAAGAUACGCAAAGCUCAGCUUCAAGUCACGAAGACUGACGAAGAAAGGGGUCCUUGCGGCGCGUCGCAUUUGAUGGCAUAGUAUUGGAACGCCUGUUUCUAACGAGACAUGCAUUAUGGUUUCGGAACUGUCGCAAUGACCUGCAUAUACACAUCCAAAGACUCGGUAUGAAAUCGCUUGUGUGUGCGUGUCGUGUCCAUAUCCUCCAAUUCAUGACGUCUUCAAAUGUCCUUGGGUAUCCAACAUCGUCUCCAACCGCUUAGUUGUCCUCCAGCCUCAUGCUUAGCAGCAAUCCAUACAGCACUCACAGCAGUCCGCGCAGCACUCGCAUCCCUCCUCACAAACGAAGCAACAGCAGAGCGUCGCAAGACAGGCGGCUAGGCAUCCGCGGUCUUUGCUCUGUUUCUGUUGUGGUGGUGGAGCUUGAGGUGGGUAGCCGUAGUUCAUUUGACCUGGUGGUGGACCGUAGCCUUGCUGUGGUGGACCGCCGUAUGACUGUGGAGGAUACUGAGGACCGCCAUAUUGUGGUUGUUGACCGUAGUAACCCUGGUUGCUCAUGAUUGCAGUUGUCGCAGACUGUAGAGAUGGGGCCUUUAUGGAGGUUCGCGCGAUGAGCGACGGGGUGUGGUUUAUAGGAUCGGAUUGUCUAGGCGGUUAGGUUCGAAGGUUUGAGAUGGCGGAGGUCUAGAAGAAACAGCUGGCGAGGCGGCUCGAGCUGAGAGCGAGUCUGGUGACGUUUUGACUUGCAGCUUGGUUUCAGUCGAAC